This is a messenger RNA of Oldenlandia corymbosa var. corymbosa, 1440 nucleotides long. NCBI's taxonomy places the organism in Eukaryota, Viridiplantae, Streptophyta, Magnoliopsida, Gentianales, Rubiaceae. The record is from the annotation of a GenBank genome assembly.
AUGGCUGUGGCGCUCUCUCCGGCGGUGUCUCUCCGCCUGAAACCCUUCUCCGCCGUCCGUUUCUUCUCCCUUUACCGGAGAGCUUCCAAAACCGCCUUAUACCACCAAAUUCAUCACUUCCACUCUUAUCACUUCACUCCUCACCCCACCCCACCACUCUCCACAUUGAACUCUCACCGGGGCCGGAGCUUCUGCUCUGUAGUCUCAGCCGCCCUUUCCUCCGGCGAAGCCACAAAGACCGAAUCUUUCGAUAAAGAGGAAGUUAAAAUUGGAGAAAAAGUUGGGGAGUUUCGGAAACGAUUGAGGAUUGUUGAUAUUAAAGGCGGCCCAGAUGAGGGGUUGAAUCGGUUGGACGAGACCUUGGUGGUUAAGGGCUGGGUUAGAACUGUUCGUGCUCAGAGCAGCAUUUCUUUUAUUGAGAUUAAUGAUGGCUCUUGUCUUUCAAACAUGCAAUGUGUGUUGAGUUCCGAUGCUGAGGGUUAUGAUCAGGUAGAAAAGGGUUUGGUCUUAACCGGGGCGUCAAUUUGGGUAAGAGGUGUUCUUGUCAAGAGCCAAGGAUCAAAGCAGAAGGUGGAAUUGAAGGUUGAAAAAAUUGUUCUGGUUGGGCCUAGUGAUCCUUCGUUUCCAAUUCAGAAGAAAAGAGUCAGCCGAGAAUUUUUGAGAACUAAGGCACAUCUUCGUCCCAGAACAAAUACUUUUAGUGCGGUUGCUAGGGUAAGGAAUUCCUUGGCUUAUGCCACACACAAGUUUUUUCAAGAUAAUGGAUUUAUUUGGGUCUCUAGUCCAAUCAUCACAGCUUCUGACUGUGAAGGAGCUGGGGAACAAUUUUGUGUAACUACGCUGAUUCCUGGUUCCAGAGAAACGACCCAUACUCCUGUUGCGGCAAUUCCAAGUACAAAAGACGGUUUAAUUGACUGGUCUCAGGACUUCUUUGGGAAACCAGCAUUCCUAACUGUGUCUGGACAGCUCAAUGGGGAAACUUAUGCAACUGCUCUUUCUGAUGUGUAUACAUUUGGCCCCACAUUCAGGGCUGAAAAUUCCAACACUUCCCGACACUUAGCUGAAUUCUGGAUGAUUGAGCCGGAAUUAGCCUUUGCUGAUCUAGAAGAUGACAUGGCAUGUGCCACUGCCUAUCUCCAGUACGUAGUACAAUAUGUUCUAGAAAAUUGCCAGGAAGAUAUGGCUUUCUUUGAUACAUGGAUAGAGAAAGGAAUCAUCAAGCGACUAACUGAUGUCGUGGAAAAAAAUUUUGUGCAGUUGACAUACACAGAUGCCAUCAAUCUUCUUUUAAAAGCAAAAAAGAAGUUUGAAUUUCCGGUGAAAUGGGGAUGUGAUUUGCAAAGUGAACAUGAGCGCUAUAUAACUGAAGAGGCCUUUGCUGGAUGCCCUGUUAUUAUCAGAGACUAUCCAAAGGCCUGUCUUUUCCCCUUAGAUUACUGA